Molecule: messenger RNA, 750 nt
Organism: Lachnellula hyalina
Lineage: Eukaryota; Fungi; Ascomycota; Leotiomycetes; Helotiales; Lachnaceae
Exons: 1
Coding region: 1-750 (249 amino acids)
Molecular function (GO): acyltransferase activity, transferring groups other than amino-acyl groups
Source: RefSeq, a predicted model, not a curated record
AUGACCUCCAUGUCCGACGAGCUCCCUGCUCCCACCAACCCCCUGGCCUCAAUUCCACCGCUCACAACGCGCGUCCUGGUCUCCGAACCCGACAAGGUCGCCGCGCUGAAACUGGUAGCCGAUUCCAUCGCGCAGCAGCGCCAAGCCGCGUCCCGAGCAGCGAUUUUCCAUCCGUUGACGAUUGCGGUGUAUAUUGGGUUACUGGCGAUCGUGAGUCAGCUUUUGUAUAAGACGAGAGAGGAUAUUGGGAUUGUGGCGACGACGGGGGCGGGUGUUACGAUGGCGUGUUUGAUCCUUGUGCGGGGACUCACGUCGGGGUACAUCAAUCUUGCCGAGGAACUGAAUUGGAAUUUCUUAACGGUUAAUAAUAAUGAUGGGGAGGAAGAUGUUGUUAUUGGGAGUCGAUAUGGGGAGGAGAUUAUCGGCGCUCUGGUUUUAAGGCUGGAGAGGAAUGGGAAUGGCAGCGGGAAGAAGGGGAGGAAGCUGGGUGGGAAGGGCGUGGUGCGCGCGUGGACGGUUCGCAUUAAGUAUCGGGGCAAGGGGGUCGGGACUGAGUUGUUGGAGGAGGCGGUUAGGGUUACGAGGGAGAGGAUGGGCGGGAGUGCUGAGGUUGGGUUUGCGGCCGAACAUGCGAAUAGUCAGAUGGUGUUGCCGGAGCUGUUUAAUGGGGGGUUUAGGAAGAGGGAGGCCAAGGCGGCGAAGACUUUGGAUGGGGUUGUUGGGAGUUUUGAGGGGAAGAAGAAGAGGUAG